AACCUUUCUCUUCAGAAACAGAGAAAAAGAGAAUUAUCUUCUCUCCUCUUUCAUGGUUUCAUUACAUUACAUUACAUUUCCUUUCUUUCUCUUUCAGGUUUUUUUUUGGUCCCAAGCCUAAAGUGAUCUGAUUCAUUUUCAUUUAUUUUCUCUAACAUAUCUUCUCUUGCAUCUAUCUGCAUCAAGUUUUUAGUUGUUGGGAGUCUUGGGAAUUGUUUUUGUUUUCUUUUCUUUUUUAAUAUCUUGAUUGUGAUCUGGUUAAGACAGUUAGGGGCUCUGGGGAGAAACAAGUGGAAAGUGGAGGUUUUUCUUUUCUUAUGGUGGAAUGCUUUUUUGUCUUAUUUGUCUCCUGGACACGUUUCUCACGCGGAAAGACUAAUAUCUUUCCAAGAUUGGCUGCCUUAUUUGCUGUUAUCAGUUUCCCCGAUUGGCAAUCUUAGUGAUUAUUAGUGGUGCUGCACUAUCUUAUAACCAUCAUUUCUGUGAGGAAAUGGUGCAGAGAUGGAGACCAAAGGACCGUGUGAAACAUCAUUUCAAGAGUCAUUUAUUCAAGGAUGAAAGAUCUGAUAUCAUAUAAGGCAUUUGUUCCAUUCUUUUGAGGAAAAUAUGUUGACACUAGGAGAUAUUGAUUUGAAUUCAAUGCAACGAUACACUGAUUCACUUAAAGAUAUUUUCAAGCAGACGAUGCUCAACCAAGAGAUCAUAUUCAGAAAGCAGGUCCAUGAACUCCAUCGCUUAUAUAGUGUUCAGAAGACUCUAAUGAAGGAUCUUGCCCUUCUGGAGCUGGAAAAGUACAAUUCAUGGAAAGCAAAUGCACAAUCAUUGCCCCAAGAAACCAGAUUCCCCACAAAUUCAGUUCCCAUGGUGGGGUCAACAGUAUCUUUAAGUCAGGAGUUGUUAGGAGGGUGGAGGUGCAAAUACCAUAAGUUUCAGCGAAGGCCUUUUGAUCUUCAACUUCUACCUGAUCAGUAUGUUAGUCUUGGUGAUAAUAAUAUUCCAAAUAAAGGAAAACUUGGGGAUUACUUAAAAGAAACCAAGGAUGUAAAUUCUCUUCAUGGUUAUGAUUUCUCAGAUCCUCUGGAGUUGAGGCUUUCUUUGAGCCUUGGAGCAGCCAAGGGGAAAAAGGAAGAUAAACAGAGAAGUUGUAAUGACAAGAAAACUAUUACCUGCUCUGGAAUUGUCAUUGACUUGGAAGAAUCUACUGAGAAGACCUCAGAUGGGGAUGCAAAACAUCCUCCUUUAGAUUUUGCUGCUGAAGUUACAUAUUCCGAAGGAAAGCAUGAUUCACAAGUUGCUAUAACCUCUGAUGCAAUCACUUCAAAAAGGACAAAGAAAGAUCUAUCUAGUGAGAUUGCAGAGAGUAGCUCCUCUGUUGGGGAUAGCAAAUGCUGCCAAGACUGGAGCUAUUUUGAUCAAGGAUUGAAAUGCCAUGCAAAUAUGCCACAUGAAAACUUUUUUACUGGAGAACGCCAGUUCAUAUCAAAUGGAGUGGGACAUUUAGACCUUAAUGUAGCUCAGCUUGAGGAUCGGUCUUGUCACUCAAAUGAUGCAGUAGUGGCCCUUCCUUUAACAACUAGCUCAUCAGGUGGUUUUAGUGGACUGGUUAGCAGGAGUCAGGAAACCUUGUGUCUGACCACAUUUUGGAGAAAAGAAAUUACGGAGGUCUCUAAUGACAGUUUUGAGAUGCUUCAACAUGAUCAUUGUGUAAAACUUCCUUUGAUGAAUUCCAAUAACAAGGACAGGGGAACAGAAAUUCAAGUCAGAAAUUCUGAACUCAGUGGAAGGAAUGAAUGUGAAAAAAGCCUUAUUGGUCCUGCUUCUCUAUCCAGGCCCCAAAUAAACCUUCCCAAAGACCUUGGCAGCCACAGCGAAAACACCAAGAAUGGAAGGGACGAACUGAUGUUGAAGUUACCAAAUGUUCCUCCUCAUGGUCCAAACCCUGCAUGCGUAGUUUCUACUCAAAUGGGUUGUGAGAGGAUUGAAGAAGGGGACACUGUGUUGUUCUGUUCUGAUAAAAUCCAAAUUACGAUUGAAGAUGAACAUCCUGAUGAGUCUCCUACUUCAGGGAACUCUAGCUGCAUUUCAGAUAAUGAUUCAAGUCCUGUAAGGACUAUGAAAUCCGGAAUUGAACCCUGUAAUUCAAGUCUUCCUGCAUCUGAUCAGUUUUCAGGAACCCAUGGAAGAUCUCAAGUUGCAGAAACUUUAUCAGGUGAGCAGGAUCAAAGAUCUUCUGACAGUAAUGAAAUAAAACAUGAGUGUUACAAUAACAGGGAAGAAUCAGCUGAAGUGGAUGAUUUGAUCCAAAUAGCAGCAGAGUCACUUAUCCAUAUCUCCUUGGAGAACUCUGUUUGCUAUCAGGAAUCUUCAACACGGACAGGGUCCAAUGAGUUAGAGAAUGAGGACAAGGAGCAGCCACAGUGUUCCGCUGAUUCUUUUGAGUUAAUGACUCUGAAACUGACAGAAAGCAGUGCUGAUGACUAUUCUAUAACAUCAAAGCCACUUGAAGUUGGUGACGCAGAUAGAAAAGAUUCUAGUAUCAAGUUGAGAAGAGGAAGGAGACUGAAGGAUUUUCAGAGGGACAUACUUCCUGGUCUCGCAUCUCUUUCUAGACACGAAAUUCGUGAAGAUAUAAACAUUCUUGAGGGAGUUUUAAGAUCAAGGGAGUACAGGAAAAUGAGAGCUAAGAUGGCUAACGGAGAGAGUUGGUGUACACCAGUGAGAGGCAGAAGGUCAAGACUCAAUUAUGUUGGAAGAAAAACUUUUAGAUGAUAUUUAAGUUGAAGUUUAAAGUUUAAUGUAUUGUGUAAUCCAAUAUCUUUUUAACUAAAAAUAAUCUGUAAACACAUUCAUUGACCUAGAGAUAUUUAACUAUGUUCUGAUAAUGAUUUGACCUAUCCAUUUUUAACCCUUUCUUCGGAGUUAUUUGGCUAUGUUCUGAAUUAUGAUUCAAUGAAGAAAUCAGUAGACUUCAUACGUU
Molecule: messenger RNA, 2977 nt
Organism: Durio zibethinus
Lineage: Eukaryota; Viridiplantae; Streptophyta; Magnoliopsida; Malvales; Malvaceae
Source: RefSeq, a predicted model, not a curated record